Molecule: messenger RNA, 8877 nt
Organism: Misgurnus anguillicaudatus (oriental weatherfish)
Lineage: Eukaryota; Metazoa; Chordata; Actinopteri; Cypriniformes; Cobitidae
Source: RefSeq, a predicted model, not a curated record
UACUAAUGCGUACACAUUUCAGAGUGAUUCUGGAGACUGCCUGGCUAUCGUUUUCAAGGUGCAUAUAAAGGAUCCCUGUCGUCAAACAUUACUGAAAUAUCUGUGCUAUAUUGAUCAAAUAACUGUAUAGUGUAAACCAUAAAGCCUUUUUGAAUGUAUCAUCCAAAACUACAAGAAGAGCCAGAUGCCAUCACAAACAGCCAAUGCCGACUCUUUAGAGGAACCGACUCCAGUGGACCAGGAAGCAUCAAGCACCCCAACAGGAAGUGAGCAGAUGCCCACAUCCACCACCAGUGAUGUCAUCAAUCAGUCCAAAGAUACUUCCAAACCUGUUACCACGACAAGCACCGAGUCUCUUAGGCCCAGGUUCGGUGCUGGCAUUCAAGCUAAAGAGAGGCUAAAGUUUAUUCUGGGAGCUUCUGAGGAUUACUCAUCUGAUGAGGAGCCUGUAAUUUCACGCCAUGCAGCAAGACCUCAGCCCCAAGGCACAGAGCCAUCCAAGGAAAUGGCCACAUCCUUAUCAGAAGCACCGCCGCCACCUGCCCUGGGUUCAUCUUGCAGUUUAAGGCCUAGCAUGUCAGGACCCCACCUGCUGAAAAAAGGCAGAGAACAAAGAAAAAUGGAUGUGCACAGAGAUUUCACCGUCGCCUCACCUGCUGAGUUUGUCACUCGCUUUGGAGGAAACCGGGUUAUAGACAAGGUGCUGAUUGCUAAUAAUGGCAUCGCUGCUGUUAAAUGCAUGCGGUCUAUUCGCCGCUGGUCCUAUGAGAUGUUUCGAAAUGAGAGGACCAUUCGCUUCGUGGUGAUGGUCACGCCUGAAGACUUGAAAGCCAAUGCAGAAUACAUUAAAAUGGCUGAUCAUUAUGUGCCUGUGCCUGGGGGCUCGAAUAACAACAACUAUGCCAAUGUUGAGAUGAUCGUGGAUAUUGCCAAAAGGAUCCCGGUGCAGGCGGUGUGGGCUGGAUGGGGCCAUGCUUCAGAGAACCCCAAACUACCAGAGCUCCUUCAAAAAGCAGGGAUAUCUUUCUUGGGGCCCUCCAGUAAGGCCAUGUGGGCAUUAGGUGAUAAGGUGGCAUCUUCCAUUGUGGCCCAGAGUGCCAACAUCCCCAUCUUGCCUUGGAGUGGAACGGGUCUGAAAGUUGAAUCGGCAGAGGAAAAUCAUAGGCUUGGUCACGUGAUCAGUGUUCCUCGUGAACUGUAUGUGCAGGGCUGUGUUAAAGAUGUGGAUGAAGGAUUAGCGAGCGCGGAGAAGAUCGGCUACCCCGUGGUCAUCAAAGCAUCUGAAGGAGGGGGCGGAAAAGGGAUCAGAAAAGUGGACUGCUCGGAAGACUUUCCUGGCUUCUUCAGACAGGUGCAGGCCGAGAUACCAGGUUCACCCAUUUUCAUCAUGCAGCUGGCCGAGCAUGCCCGUCACCUUGAGGUGCAAAUCCUGGCUGACCAAUACGGUAAUGCCAUCUCUUUGUUUGGCAGAGACUGCUCCAUCCAGCGGCGCCACCAGAAGAUCAUCGAGGAAGCUCCUCCCACCAUUGCCUCCACCACCACUUUUGAGCAAAUGGAAAAGUAUGCAGUGCUUCUGGCUAAAAUGGUGGGCUAUGUGAGCGCCGGUACGGUGGAGUAUCUGUUCUCAGAAGACGGAAGUUUCCACUUUCUGGAGCUGAAUCCACGGCUGCAGGUGGAGCAUCCCUGCACUGAGAUGAUCGCUGAUGUCAACCUUCCUGCUGCUCAGCUCCAGAUAGCUAUGGGCAUCCCUCUUUACAGAAUGAAGGAUAUUCGUGUUUUGUACGGUGAGGCACCGUGGGGGGACACGCCCAUCAACUUUGACUCUCCGGAGUGCAUUCCCUGUCCACGGGGACACGUUAUAGCUGCACGCAUCACCAGUGAAAACCCAGAUGAGGGUUUUAAGCCAAGUUCAGGCACAGUUCAGGAGCUGAAUUUCCGCAGCAGUAAAAAUGUGUGGGGUUACUUCAGCGUUGGAGCGGCUGGAGGCCUGCAUGAGUUUGCAGACUCUCAGUUUGGACAUUGUUUCUCCUGGGGCGAGAACCGAGAAGAAGCCAUCUCGAAUAUGGUGGUGGCCAUGAAAGAGCUGUCUAUAAGGGGAGACUUCCGAACCACAGUGGAGUAUCUUAUAAAACUACUGGAAACCGAGAGCUUUCGUAAUAAUGACAUCGAUACUGGUUGGCUGGAUCACCUCAUUACAGAAAAAGUUAAGGCUGAGAGACCAGACACCAUGUUAGGUGUGGUCUGUGGAGCUCUCCAUGUCGCCGAUGCUAGUUUCAGAGAGAGCAUGUCUGACUUUCUGCAUUCACUGGAAAGGGGUCAAGUGUUACCUGCUGUGAGUCUGGUCAACACAGUGAAUGUUGAUCUGAUCUAUGACAGAGUCAAAUACUGUCUCAAGGUGGCCCGCCAGUCGCCCACCACGUAUGUCAUCAUUAUGAACGGUUCAGAUAUCGAGGUUGACGUCCACAGACUCAGUGAUGGUGGUCUUCUCCUUUCAUACGGUGGCAGCAGUUACACAACCUACAUGAAGGAGGAAAUAGACAGCUACCGUGUCACAGUGGGCAACAAAACAUGCGUGUUUGAGAAGGAGAGAGACCCGACGGUGCUCAGAUCGCCCUCUGCUGGCAAGCUGUUGCAGUAUGUGGUCGCUGAUGGGUCUCAUGUUUUGGCUGGGCAGCCUUAUGCAGAGAUUGAGGUUAUGAAGAUGGUUAUGACCCUGCACGUCAAGCAGUCUGGUUGCGUGCACUUUCUAAAGAGACCUGGAACAGUGUUAGAGCCCGGCUGUGUGGUGGCCCACAUGGACCUGGAUGACCCCAGCUGUAUUCUGCAGGUGAAACCAAACACAGAGGCAUUACCUUCCCAGGAGCCUUUACCUAUUGUGGGUGAGAAGCUUCACCAGGUAUUCCAUAAUGUUCUGGAGAUCCUGAUGAAGAUUAUGGAUGGAUACUGUCUACCAGAGCCGUACUUCAGUGAAAAACUAAAAAAUUGGGUCGACACGCUGAUGAAGACCCUCAGGGAUCCAUCUUUGCCUCUUCUUGAACUACAGGAGAUCAUGACCAGCGUGGCAGGCCGCAUACCGAUUACUGUAGAGAAGGCAAUUCGAAAGGUCAUGGCACAGUACGCCAGUAACAUUACAUCUGUGCUCUGUCAGUUUCCCAGCCAAAGGAUAGCAAAUAUCUUAGACAGCCAUGCAGCCACUCUUCAGAGAAAAGCCGACCGUGAGGUUUUCUUCAUGAACACACAAAGUAUUGUGCAACUGGUGCAGAGGUACCGUAGUGGGAUUAGAGGUUACAUGAAAUUCGUAGUGCUGGAUCUGCUGAGACGCUACCUGCAGGUGGAGACGCAAUUUCAGCAAGCACAUUAUGAUAAAUGUGUGAUAAACCUCAGAGAGAAAUAUAAGCCUGAUAUGACUCCAGUACUGGAGUGCAUCUUCUCACACGCUCAGGUGUCCAAGAAGAACGUUCUUGUCAUCAUGCUCAUAGAUCAGCUGUGUGGACGGGAUCCGACCCUUGCUGAUGAGCUCAUGGUGAUUUUAAAUGAGCUCACACAACUCGGUAAAAUGGAGAACUCUAAAGUUGCCCUCCGAGCCAGACAGGUUUUGAUCGCCUCUCAUUUGCCCUCAUAUGAACUACGACACAACCAGGUGGAAUCCAUUUUUUUGUCUGCUAUUGAUAUGUAUGGACAUCAGUUUUGUCCUGAGAACCUCAAGAAACUCAUCCUGUCCGAGACCUCCAUCUUUGACGUCUUGCCCAGUUUCUUCUACCACAACAACCGUGUGGUUUGCAUGGCUGCUCUAGAGGUGUAUGUACGAAGAGGUUACAUAGCGUACGAGCUGAACAGCCUACAGCAUCAUCAGCUGCAGGAUGGCACGUGUGCGGUGGACUUUCAGUUUAUGUUACCAUCAUCACAUCCCAACAGAGGGAGCAGUCUUACUUUGAACAGAGUUUCAGUUCCCGUGAGCGGUUCAGGGGAGUCAAUGCGGCGACAGGGCAGUGAUCUCUUUAUGGAGGGGGCGCUGUCACCUCCCUGUCAGAGGAUGGGAGCCAUGGUCGCCUUUCAUAGCUUUGAGCACUUCAAAAGAUGUUUUGAUGAGGUGAUUUUUCGCUUUGCUGAUCCGCUGUGUGAGAGUUCUCUGUUCUCAGAAACAUUUGCCAAUUUCUGUGAUGAGGAUAACUGUAAGAACUUGAAAGAAAACCCCAUUCACAUCAUAAUGGUAUCCAUCAAACAAGCGGACACUGAAGAUGAUGACGCUCUAGUUUCAGCUUUCACAGCCUUUGCUCAGUCUAAAAGAGAUCUGCUGCAUGAGUACGGGAUCAGAAGAGUCACAUUUUUAGUUGCACAAAAGCGAGAGUUCCCGAAAUACUUCACCUUUAGGGCCAGAGAUGAAUUUCAAGAAGACCGAAUCUAUCGUAAUCUUGAGCCAGCUCUGGCUUUCCAGCUUGAGUUGAAUCGUCUGCGUAACUUCGACCUGACGGCCGUGCCCUGUGCCCACCACAGGAUGCAGUUGUACCUGGGUGCUGCCCGUGUGGAGGAAGGGGCCGAGGUCACAGACUAUCGUUUCUUUAUCAGAGCCAUCAUCCGUCACUCUGACCUCAUCACCAAGGAAGCUUCAUUUGAGUAUCUGCAGAAUGAAGGAGAGAGACUGCUGCUAGAGGCUAUGGAUGAACUGGAGGUGGCUUUCAGUAACACACCCACCCAUACCGACUGCAACCACAUCUUCCUCAACUUUGUGCCAACGGUUAUCAUGGACCCUUCCAAGAUUGAAGAGUCUGUCCGCUCUAUGGUGAUGCGGUACGGCAGUCGUCUGUGGAAGUUGCGCGUGCUCCAGGCUGAACUGAAAAUCAACAUCCGCCUCACAACCACCGGGAAUGCCAUUCCCAUCCGCCUCUUCCUCACCAAUGAGUCUGGUUAUUAUUUGGACAUCAGCCUGUACAAGGAGGAAACUGACCCCACCACCGGACAGAUCAUGUUCCAGUCAUACGGAGAAAAACAAGGUCCAAUGAAUGGCAUGUUAAUCAACACACCUUAUGUCACUAAAGAUCUGCUGCAAGCCAAACGCUUUCAGGCUCAGAGCCUUGGCACCACGUAUGUCUACGACUUUCCUGAGAUGUUCAGGCAGGCUUUGUUUAAGCUUUGGGGACCAGGAGACAGCUACCCUAAAGAUGUGUUGAUGUGUAAUGAGCUGGUGCUGGAUUCUCAAGGCAGACUUGUGCAGAUGAACAGACUCCCGGGAGACAAUGAGGUUGGAAUGGUGGCCUUCCGGAUGAAGAUGAAGACUCCGGAAUACCCAGAGGGCCGUGAUAUCAUUGUUAUCUGUAAUGAUAUUACUCAUAUGAUUGGCUCAUUUGGGCCCCAGGAGGAUCAGCUGUUUUUACAGGCAUCUGAACUGGCCAGAGAAGAAGGCAUUCCACGCAUCUACAUUUCAGCCAAUAGCGGAGCUCGAAUAGGACUGGCGGAGGAGAUCCGCCACAUGUUUCAGGUGGCAUGGAUUGACCCCGAUGACCCCUAUAAGGGCUUCAAGUACCUCUAUCUGACCCCUCAGGAUUACGCUCUCAUCAGUUCCACAAACUCUGUUCACUGUCGCCAUGAGGAAGAGAACGGAGAGUCCAGGUACAUCAUCACAGACAUCAUAGGGAAGGAAGAAGGGCUUGGCGUAGAGAAUCUGAGGGGUUCAGGCACCAUUGCUGGAGAAACGUCUCAAGCUUAUAAAGAAGUCAUCACAAUCAGCAUGGUGACAUGUCGUGCCAUAGGAAUCGGGGCGUAUCUUUUGCGUCUCGGACAGAGAGUGAUUCAAGUUGAAAAUUCUCACAUCAUCCUGACCGGGGCAGGAGCGCUAAACAAGGUGUUGGGUCGUGAGGUUUACACCUCUAAUAACCAGCUUGGAGGUGUACAGAUCAUGCACAAUAAUGGAGUGACACACACCACUGUGCCAGAUGAUUUUGAAGGGGUGCUCACAAUUCUACAGUGGCUAUCUUAUAUGCCAAAGAACAAUCAAAGUCCCGUCCCAAUCAUGCCUCCGACUGAUCCAGUAGACAGAGAGAUAGAUUUUCUUCCCACCAAAGCACCUUAUGACCCCCGCUGGCUGCUCUGUGGUCGACCCCAUCCCACUGUGAAGGGAGCAUGGCAGAGUGGAUUUUUUGACAACGGUACUUUUAUGGAAGUGAUGGCCACCUGGGCUCAGACUGUGGUCGUGGGGCGAGCCAGGCUUGGUGGGAUUCCUCUUGGGGUUAUCGCUGUGGAGACUCGCACCGUUGAAGUUGCUAUUCCCGCAGAUCCAGCCAACUUGGAUUCAGAGGCCAGGCUUGUGCAGCAGGCUGGUCAGGUUUGGUUUCCAGACUCUGCGUAUAAAACCGCUCAGGCUAUUCAGGAUUUCAACAGGGAGAAACUUCCACUUAUGGUGUUUGCUAACUGGAGAGGAUUCUCUGGAGGAAUGAAAGACAUGUACGAUCAGGUACUAAAGUUUGGUGCUUAUAUCGUGGAUGCCCUGCGAGAGUUUGGCCAACCCGUGCUGGUGUACAUCCCUCCCCAUGCUGAGCUGAGAGGAGGAUCGUGGGUCGUGAUCGACCCCACCAUCAACCUUCAACAUAUGGAGCUCUACGCAGAUCGAGAGAGCAGAGGAGGUGUUCUGGAGGCAGAGGGCACUGUGGAGAUAAAGUUCAGAAAGAAAGAUCUGCUGAAGACCAUGCGAAGGAUCGAUGCUGUGUAUUCCCACCUAUCUGAACAGCUUGGCAAGCCGGAGUUGCCGGUCCAAGAGCGUAAAGAUUUGGAGGCCAAACUGAAAGCCAGGGAGGAGUUCCUUCUUCCCAUCUACCACCAGGUGGCAGUGCAAUUUGUGGACCUCCAUGACACGCCUGGGAGAAUGCAGGAAAAGGGCGUCAUCAUGGACAUUGUAAACUGGAAGAAUGCACGGUCGUUCUUUUACUGGCGUCUGCGGCGACUAUUAUUGGAGGAGUUGGUAAAGGGGGAGAUCAUGCAGGCCAAUAAAGAACUGAGCAACGGACACAUCCGGUCAAUGCUGCGCCGGUGGUUUGUGGAAAAAGAAGGGACUGUUAAAGCAUACCUGUGGGACAAUAACAAAGUUGUUAUAGAGUGGCUGGAGAAUCAUCUUUCGCAGCAGGACGGGACACAUUCUGUCAUAAGGGAGAAUAUCAAGUACUUGAAGAGGGAUUACGCUCUCAAAAACAUCCGCAGCUUAGUUCAGGCCAACCCAGAGGUGUCUAUGGACUGCAUCAUCCACAUGGCACAGAACAUCACUCCUUCACAGAGAGCCAAAAUCUGCCACCUGCUGACCACCAUGGACAACUCCACUACCAGCUGAUCUCAUCUUUACUCAUCAUCAGUAGCACUGUUUAACCUUCCACUACACAAAGGAAACAACAUGGUGUUUAGCAUUUUUUUAAUAUUGUAAUAUACAGAAAAUGAAGUAAAACGCACAAAAUAGAUACUGUAUAAUAUGGACAGUUUUGUACUGUUAUGUAUCAGGGCAUUAGGCAAUCACCUUAUCCACAUGAUUUCAAGUGCAGGGUUCAUUUACUCUACGUAACUUAUCAUAGAACACAGCUGCUACGUACAGUAUCUUACACGAGCACUAUAGUAGGGCUAUAAUGUAUCCUACACACUAUAGUAUGCUCACUGCCAAGAGAGUAAAAGCUGUAUAGUAUUUUUUCCUGGUUGAUUUUUGUGGGCUUUGUGUCAUUUUUAUGGUGAUAGCCGACAGAUGAAUGUACAACAAAACAAAGAGACUGAUUUUUAGUGAAGUGGUCACCAAGUUGGAGUGCACAUAAACACUACAUGGUACUUCCUCAGGAAUAUAUGUGAUUAAAUCACUAUUAUUAGAGUAUAGUCACAGUAUUGUAGCUGAAUAAAAUCACUGUGCCUUUACAAAAAGGCUUAUUUUCAUUUGUGUAAAUAUGUCUUCACUGCAAAAAAUGAUUUUCAAGAAAAAAAUCUUAGAAUUAAAAAUAUCUAAAAAUUCUUAAAUUAAGACCCAAGAAACUAAGUCUAGUUUUUAGACCAAAAAAAUCAAAUUUAAGUUAUUUUGUGCAUAAAGCAAGCAAAAAAAUCUGCCAAUGGGGUAAGCUUAUUUUUCUUGAAUCUUUCUUGAAUUUAGUGUUUAAGAAAAAUAUUUUUUUUUGCUUGUUUUAUGCAAAAAAUCACUUAAAUUUGAAUUUUUUUUGUCUAAAAACUAGACUUAUUUUCUUGGGUUGUUUUGCUCAUCAAGAAAAAGCAUCUUAAUUUAAGAAUUUUUAGAUAUUUUUACUGAAAACAAGACAAAAAUACUAAGAUUUUUUUUUCUUGAAAAUAAUUUUUUGCAGUGUUUAAAUCUUAACUACGAUUGUCUGGGUUUCCCAGCAAAACCUGUCCAAUUGUACUCAAACUAGCCUAAUUGAGUUUCAGAUUUUUUAAAGAGUUUAUAUGCUAAAAUUCUUAUUCUCAGGGCUAAAUGUCAUUAUUGUGGAUGCUUCAACCCGCGGACAUGUAAAACAGCCCGUGGCAACAGUAUUAAAGUAGCCCAAUUCAGCAGGAAAACCCUGCUUUUAACAAUAACUUUCAUUUCUACUAGUAUACACUAAUGAAAAAUUACUUUUUAAUUCGUAAUGAAUGGUAAUGUAUUCGUUAAGGAUUACACUUCUGUUCGUAUGAAUGCAAUCGCAUGUGCUGGUUCUGUAAGUUGAUAAAUAUAAUUUAAUCCUCGGGGCUGGACUGUACACAGUGUUUCUGAUUAAAAAAAAAUUUAAUCAGAUUUUGUGCCUUUUAAUAGUUUUUGUGUAUUGUUAUGAGACCAGAAACUAAGCUUAGUGCCUGUUUUUGUUGGCUGUAUCAGGAUGUAUUUCAAUGAAAUCCAUUAUUAUGCAUAAAUAAAUUAUGUUUUUCUCUAAA